Messenger RNA from Tripterygium wilfordii, 3265 nucleotides. RefSeq names its product pentatricopeptide repeat-containing protein DOT4, chloroplastic. The transcript has a single exon. The coding region runs from base 226 to 2862 and encodes 878 amino acids. Gene Ontology annotation, biological process: RNA modification. The record is from RefSeq and is a predicted model, not a curated record. Gene Ontology annotation, molecular function: zinc ion binding; protein binding; RNA binding. Lineage: Eukaryota; Viridiplantae; Streptophyta; Magnoliopsida; Celastrales; Celastraceae.
AUACCUCUAAGUGGAAAAAUUGGUCUUCCUAGCUUUGUCCGCGUGUUGAAGCAGAGUGAAGUUUGUAUUCUCUGUCUAUGUACUAUCAUUAUCACUCCACACCCCUUAUAGCGUGCGUAUACGGCACAUAUGCCUGUCUCAUUGCACAAAUUGAAGACUUCUUCCCUAACAAUUUCUCUGAUUGAAAGAUUCCCGCCUUCUUCCUGUGCAUAGAGGGAUAAAGACAUGUUGAUUUUCACUGGCAAAUCAACACCCAGCUUUUGUUUCUCUCCGGCCAACGAAAACUUGAGAGCGAACCCUGUCAAAUCUCAGCAUAGAUAUGCAUUUUGUAAACCAUCUUUAAGAACUAUCACCUCUGUGUCUCCAAAUACCGUCAAUUAUUGUACCACCAGUUUCGUCUCCGCCUCACCUUCCGUGACCGUCGAGGCCAAUGUUGCUGAUUAUAAUGCUCAAAUCUGUGAAUUAUCUGAACUGGGUAAUCUUAGAAAGGCUAUGGAAUUGCUUCACUUGUCGCAAAAGUCCGAACUUGAUACGAGAACUUACUGUUCAAUCUUGGAGCUCUGCGCUGAGCGUAAGUCUCUGCAAAAUGGAAUAAAAGUUCAUUCAAUUAUUCGUUCUAAUGAGGUUGAAGUUGACAGUGUUUUGGGCUCAAAACUUGUGUUCAUGUACGUAACUUGCGGGGAUACGAGAGCAGGGAGAAGGGUUUUCGAUGACAUUUCGAGUGAGAGGGUUUUUCUAUGGAAUCUUUUGAUAAUGGGGUAUGUGAAGACUGGUGAUUAUGGAGAAAGCGUUUCCUUGUUUAAGCAAAUGCUAGAGCGGGGGAUUGAAGUGAAUUCCCAUACUUUUUCAUCUGUUUUUAAGUGUUUGGCGGCUAUAAGAGACGCAGAAGGAGGGGAGCAGGUUCAUGGGUACCUGUUGAGACUGGGUUUUGGUUCUUGGAAUGCGGUUGCUAAUUCUCUCAUUGCUUUCUACUUCAAGAUUAGAAGAGUUGAAAAUGCAUGCAAAGUGUUUGAUAAAUUGACUGAUAGAGAUGUCAUAUCCUGGAAUUCUAUGAUAAGAGGGUAUGUGACAAACGGUCUUGCCGAGAAGGGGCUGGAGGUCUUCAGGGAGAUGGUAUGCUUGGGAAUUGAUACCGAUUUGGCUACUAUGGUUAAUGUCCUUGUGGCUUGUGCAGAUUGUGGUGCUCUUUCAUCGGGGAAAUCUAUCCAUGCCUUCGCACUAAAAACUAGUUCAGGCAAGAAAAUGAUGUUGAAUAAUGCUUUGCUGGACAUGUAUUCUAAAUGUGGUGAUUUGGAUAGUUCGAUUCGAGUUUUUGAGAAAAUGGGGGAAAAGAGUGUUGUGUCAUGGACAUCAAUGAUAGCAGGUUAUGCUCGAGGAGGAGUAUCUGAUGGGGCUAUAAAUUUGUUCCAUCGAAUGGCAGAAGGUGGCGUUAGACCAGAUGCUGUUACCCUCACAACCAUAGUCCAUGCUUGUGCAUGUAGUGGGUCAUUGGAAAAUGGCAAGUACAUCCAUGAUUAUAUCAAGGAAAACAAUUUCCAGUCAAGUAUAUUUGUUUCCAAUGCUUUCAUGGACAUGUAUGCAAAAUGUGGAAGCAUGGAAGAUGCUAAGUCACUGUUUCUAGAGAUGCCAAUGAAGGACAUUGUCUCGUGGAAUACAAUGAUUGGAGGUUAUUCAAAAAACUGCCUGCCAAAUGAAGCCCUUAAUCUGUUUAUUGCAAUGCUACAAGAAUCUAGGCCUGACGGUAGAACAAUGUCCUGUAUUCUCCCGGCUUGUGCCAGCAUAGCUGCUCUGGAGAGAGGCCGAGAGAUCCACUGUUACAUAUUGAGAAAUGGAUUAGAUUCAGACCAACAUGUUGCCAAUGCACUUGUUGAUAUGUAUGCAAAGUGUGGAGCACUGGUUCUGGCAAGGUCACUCUUUGAUGUGAUUCCUACAAAGGAUUUGAUCUCGUGGACAGUGAUGAUUGCUGGGUAUGGCAUGCAUGGUUGGGGGAAAGAAGCUAUUUGUGCUUUUAAUGACAUGAGAUCUGCAGGUAUUGAGCCCGAUGAGGUUUCUUUCAUUUCCAUUCUGUAUGCUUGUAGUCAUUCCGGAUUACUUGAUGAAGGAUGGAGAUUCUUUAAUCUAAUGAGAAAUGAAUUUAAAAUAACACCAAUGUUGGAGCAUUAUGCUUGCAUGGUGGAUCUUCUUGCUCGCACUGGGAAGCUAUCAAAGGCCUAUGAAUUCAUAAAAACCAUGUCCAUUGAGCCUGAUGCCACCAUCUGGGGAGCCUUGUUAUGUGGGUGCAGGAUCCAUCAUGAUAUUAAAUUAGCAGAGAAAGUUGCAGAACGGGUUUUUGAACUUGAACCAGAGAACACGGGGUACUAUGUACUUCUAGCAAACAUUUAUGCGGAGGCAGAAAAAUGGGAAGACGUUAAAAAACUGAGGCAGAAGAUUGGCCAGAAGGCAUUGAAAAAGAACCCAGGCUGUAGCUGGAUAGAAAUUAAGGGAAAAGUGAAUAUAUUUUUUGCUGGGGAUAGUUCACACCCUCAAGCCAAAAGGAUAGAGUCUCUAUUGAAGAGGUUGAGAAUGAAGAUGAAGGAGGAAGGUUGCCUUCCUCAAUUGAGGUAUGCCUUGAUUGAUGCAGAUGAAAUGGAGAAGGAAGUGGUUCUAUGCGGGCAUAGUGAGAAGUUGGCAAUGGCUUUUGGGUUAUUGAGCUUACCUCCUGGUAAACCCAUACGAGUCACCAAGAAUCUUAGAGUAUGUGGUGACUGUCAUGAGAUGGCCAGGUUCAUUUCACGGACUCGUCAGAGGGAGAUUGUCUUGAGAGAUUCUAACCGUUUUCAUCAUUUCGAGGAUGGAGUUUGUUCUUGCAGAGGUUUUUGGUGAAUCAAGACUAUCACAAGGCUGGGAGUUUGAACUUGUCCGGGUGAUUGUUUGCCUAGAUAAAUAUUUUCCAGGUGAGGAUUUUAGUUGGAAUCUGUUUGUACAUUGAAUGCAUUAGACAUAAAGUUCCACCUUUCACGUUGCAAAUAAUUCUCUCUGAUAACUCAUUUACAACCCAUAAAAGUUAAUUUAGUGAAUUUCUGGCUAGAAUUUGAUUAUUGGAAAACACUUUUUCCUUAAAUAAGUGUUCCUUUCCUGGUUCUUUAUCCAUAUAAGUGAGAGAUUAUUAUCUCAUUGAAAAGAUGUUCAGUUUGAGCAGUUUGUCUACAAUUUAUGUAUAAUUCAUUUCUCCUAUGUAUUUUGGUAUCUUAGGGACACUGAUUGAACAUCAAUGUUGAGCCCAUUU